This is a messenger RNA of Chlorella variabilis, 1320 nucleotides long. RefSeq lists its product as hypothetical. Lineage: Eukaryota; Viridiplantae; Chlorophyta; Trebouxiophyceae; Chlorellales; Chlorellaceae. The record is from RefSeq and is a predicted model, not a curated record. The transcript is spliced from 6 exons. The coding region runs from base 1 to 1320 and encodes 439 amino acids.
AUGGCGGCCCUCAAGACCUACAAGGCGGCUGUGUGCGUCAUCCCGCCGCGCCACGCCUGGUCGCGCAUCCAGGACUGCCGUGUGUUCAAUGACAAGUCGUUCAGCAGGUGGCCUCCGCACAUCAACCUUCUGUACCCGUUCGUCGAGCCCGCCGGCUUCCAGCAGGCAGCGCAGCUGUGCCGCGAGGCGUUGCAGUCGGUCCGGACCUUCCAGGUGACCCUGGCAGAGCUGGACUUCUUCGAGCACGACAGGAGCUGCACGCUGUGGCUGCGCCCCGACGCGCAAGAGCUGCUGGAGGUGCAGGCGGCGCUGGCGCGGGCCUUCCCGCAGUGCGGCGACCUCAGCACCAAUGCCGGGCGGCGCAUCCAGCGCUUCACCCCCCACCUGUCGCUGGGCCAGUGGCGCACGCGGGGCGACGUGGUGGCGGCGAUGCAGCGGCAUGCCGCCAGCUGGCAGCCCGUCACCUUCCAGGCAGCAGGCGUCGCCCUGAUCAGCCGCCACGGCUUUGACGACCCCUUUUCAGUGCAGUGGUGGGUGCCUUUCGGCGGUGGCGAGCCAGUCUUCCUGGGCGCCCCCUACUGUGCCACGGCGGGCGACUGCUGCCUGCCAGCCGCCAGCAGCGGCGGCGGCGCGGCGGCGACAGCGGGCGCGGGCGGCGUGGCGGCGAUCGCGCAGCAGCUGGUUGGCAUCGGCGCUGCACGGCCGGACGGCAGCGUGUGGAACUUUGCCUACGGCGCCAACAUGUGCCCCCGCAAGCUCGGCGGCGCCCGCGGGCUGCACCCGCUGGAGUCGCUGCCUGCGCAGCUGCCGGGGUGGCGGCUGAGCUUCACGCACCGCGGCGCCAUGGGCAACCUGGUGCGCACGGCGGGCGGCGCGGCCAGCGGCGGCGCCCCCGAGGCCGUGCACGGCCUGCUGCACCGCCUCUCCCCCGCAGACUUCUCGCGGCUGGCCAACAUGGAGCACGAGUACAGGCCGGUGGAGGUGGAGGUGCAGCCCUACGGCGGCGGGCCCGCCGUGCCGGCAGUGGCGUUUGCGACGCCCGAGGGCCGCUGCAUCGCCGACGGCCUGCCGCCGCCGCAGAGGUACCUGGAGCUGCUGCAGGAAGGGGCCCGCCACUGGCAGCUGGACCCUGCAUACGUGCAGUGGCUAGACGGCAUGCAGAGCGUGGACAGCAGGCAGAGAGGUGCUGCCUACUACACAUCAGCCGCCGGCUCGCCGCUGGCGGCGCUGCCCAAGAUCAGGACGGGGUCGCAGCAGCAGCGGCAGCGGCGGGGGCAGCAGGGGCGGCGCGGCCAGCAGGGGCGGCCAAUUGCAUUAUGA